AUUCUAUGAUAAAUUCCAUUUCUAUGUGCUUUACCGCUCCUUCCGCAGUCCUCUUUGCUCCCCCUAGAAUACCAUGUCCAUCAAUAGAUACGAGACAAUCAAUCACUGCUUUGUUUUCUUCCUUACAAAACGUCAGCUUCUUUUUACCCCUUCAGUUUUCCCCUAUUUCACCCCAAUCAUCCUCGUAAUCAUCUGCCAACGAAUCCCAAAUGAUCCAUAAAAUGUUUGCUUUGCUUAAUUAGAGAGAAGUUUACUUUGAGACAUGGGAGGGCAGGCUGAAAUUUGAACUAGCAUGUUUAAGAAGAAUGGUUCGAGGAAAAUCGUAUUCGGGAAGUUCGAGAUGGGGAGGGUUUUAGGUCAAGGCACCUUUGCCAAGGUUUAUUACGGUAAAAACUUGUCAACCCAAGAAAGUGUAGCCAUCAAAGUUAUCAACAAAGAGCAACAAGUGAAGAAAGAAGGUUUGAUGGAGCAAAUAAAGCGGGAAAUCGCAAUCAUGAGGCUGGUUCGUCAUCCCAACGUUGUUGAGCUAAAAGAAGUAAUGGCAACCAAAGCCAAAAUCUUCUUCGUAAUGGAGUAUGUCAAAGGUGGGGAAUUGUUCGCUAAGGUAGCCAAAGGGAAGUUAAAGGAGGAUUCAGCGAGGAAAUACUUUCAGCAACUGGUCAGCUCGGUCGAGUUUUGUCACAGUCGAGGGGUGUACCAUCGUGAUCUGAAGCCCGAGAAUUUGCUCUUGGACGAGAAUGAGAACUUGAAAGUCGCCGAUUUUGGACUCUCUGCUUUGCCCGAACAGCUACGAAACGAUGGUUUGCUUCACACGCAAUGUGGGACUCCAUCUUAUGUUGCCCCCGAGGUUUUGAGGAAGAAUGUGUACGAUGGUGCCAAAGCUGACGUUUGGUCAUGUGGGGUUAUUUUGUUUGUUUUGCUGGCUGGGUAUUUGCCUUUCCAAGCUGAGAAUCUUAUGAAGAUGUAUAGGAAAGUUUUCAAGGCCGACUAUGAGUUUCCUCCCUGGGUUUCCAACGACGCGCGGAGAUUGAUUUCCAAGCUGCUCGUUGCUGACCCUGAAAAGAGGAUUACGAUUCCAGGGAUCAUUGCCAAUUCCUGGUUCCGAAAGGGGUUUUCGAAACCUGUUGCUGUUCUAGUUCAAGAGUCCUCAUCGGUUGAAAAUGGAGACGAGGAUGAGAUCGAGACCGAUGGGAAUUUUGAAAAGGAAACUAUGACGAUAUCAUCAUCGCCGCCACCUUUCUACAACGCGUUUAAAUUGAUUUCAUCGAUGUCAUCAGGGUUCGGUUUGUCUAAUUUGUUCGAAGACGAGAAAAAGACACCUAUAUUCACUUCAAAGUGUUCCGCUUCAGCGACACUGGCGAGACUUGAAUCCAUGGCGAAGAAGUUGAACUUUAAGGUAUUAGCUACGAAAGGAUUCAAGGUAAAAAUGCUGGGGAAAGUAGGACGGAAAGGGAGAUUAGCGGUGACGGCGGAGGUUUUCGAGCUGGCAUCGGAGGUAACGGUGGUGGAGUUGUCGAAGUUCGCUGGUGACACUCUUGAGUACAACAAGUUUUACGUGGAAGAAUUGAGGCCGGCCCUUAAGGACAUAGUUUGGACUUGGCAAGGUGAAAAUAAGUAGGAAGAGGCACAAACUAGAUAGGUAUCUUUAGUUUGUCGUUUUAGUACGGCAAAUAGUUUUUGUCUGUUAGUUAUAUAUGCCUUAAGUUUAGUUUGAUCCGACUAGUACAAGGAAAUGUUGCCAUAUUAUGAGGCAGAGGCUAAUGAAAUAUGUACAUGACCAUAUAUGUAUUAUGUAAAUGAUAUGUUACAAAAACUGUUAUGAGAACAA
This is a messenger RNA of Hibiscus syriacus, 1828 nucleotides long. RefSeq names its product CBL-interacting serine/threonine-protein kinase 5-like. Gene Ontology annotation, molecular function: ATP binding; protein kinase activity. The record is from RefSeq and is a predicted model, not a curated record. Lineage: Eukaryota; Viridiplantae; Streptophyta; Magnoliopsida; Malvales; Malvaceae. The coding region runs from base 293 to 1618 and encodes 441 amino acids. Gene Ontology annotation, biological process: signal transduction; protein phosphorylation. The transcript is spliced from 2 exons.